This is a messenger RNA of Meleagris gallopavo (turkey), 820 nucleotides long. Its product is annotated as scavenger receptor cysteine-rich domain-containing protein DMBT1-like. The record is from RefSeq and is a predicted model, not a curated record. NCBI's taxonomy places the organism in Eukaryota, Metazoa, Chordata, Aves, Galliformes, Phasianidae. Gene Ontology annotation, cellular component: membrane. Gene Ontology annotation, biological process: cell-cell junction maintenance.
UAGUGUUUAUGUAAUGCAGGUUAUUUCUUUCGUUGCUAUUUAUCUCAUCACAGGAAUUAAACUGGGAAUGAAAACUUGGUUUAGGCAACUGUGAACACUGCCAAACCCUGGCAGCAAGCCUUGGUUCCAAGGGUGAACCAGGAAACAGCACAUGAGUGCAUACACAGUGACCCGAGGACAGCUGGCACUUAUCAGUGCUGUCCUCGCCUUCCCUGGGGGUGAAAGGCCAUGACAGAAUACAAUAGCCAUAGGAACACGUUGAAUCAGCUCCAGAACUAAUCUAGGAUUUUAACUUUGCAGUUCAGGAGCCUUCAGACUCUUAUCUCCUUCUCUCUUCUUUUUCACAGAGGCGUCCAUGAGGCUGAUAAAUGGCAGAAACAGAUGCGAAGGGCGCGUCGAAAUCUACUAUCAGGGAAGCUGGGGGACCGUAUGUGAUGAUUUCUGGGACAUAAAUGAUGCGCAGGUCGUCUGCAGGCAGCUGGGAUGUGGAAAUGCUCUCUCUGCACUGGGAAAAGCACAUUUCAAUCCAGGGACAGGGGAUAUUUUCCUGGAUGAUGUGCAAUGCCAUGGAAAUGAAUCCUACCUGUGGGAAUGCUCUCACAGAGGAUGGGCCACACAUAACUGUGGGCACAGAGAAGAUGCUGGCGUGCGUUGCUCAGCUUCCAGGGGAGCCAGAACACCUGAAGUAGCUCUGCGCCUGGAGAAUGGUGGCAAUCGAUGUGAGGGACGUGUGGAAAUGUUUUACAAAGGACAGUGGGGAACAGUCUGUGAUGAUCGGUGGGAUAUCGACGAUGCUCGGGUUGUCUGCAGACAGCUGGGC